AUGAUUUGGAGUAGCUACAUCAAGUCAGCAAUCGCUCUUCCCCUUUUGGGACCAGGAAUCAUAGUCAGCACUCUUAUAUUUGUGAGAUAUGUGUAUACUUUUGUCAAAGUACCUGAGAAAAGACCUAUAAAUUCCAUUCUUAUACACUUGGUUUUCUCAAACGUGGUCAUAAUUUCUGUUGGAGGUAUUGGAAUCAUUUCAACAGUUUUUUGUUUCAGAAACUUCCCAGGUAAUGUAGGAUCUAAAACUAUGGUUUACCUGGGGCGGGUGGCACGGGGCCUCUCCAUCUGUACCACCUGUCUCCUCAGCAUGGUCCAGGCCAUUACCAUCAGUCCCAGGAACAGCCUGUGCAGAAAGCUCAAGCCGCAGACUGCAUGGCAAGUUCUUCCCCAUGUUCUCCUCUUUUGGGUUUGUAAUUUUUUGAUAAGUUCCAACUUGCUUUACUAUGUCACAAUAAUCAAUAGCACUAAUUGUUCUGGAAUUGGAAUGUAUAUUAGCAAGUGCUACAUGCUACCAUCUCAGCAGAUGGUUAGGUGGCUUUUUCUUUCUCUCAUGACUCUUCGAGAUAUUACCUUCCAGAGUCUCAUGAGCUGGAGCAGUGUGGAUAUGGCCGUCCAUCUGCACAAACAUCACAAGCGUGUCUUUUACCUGCAUAGCUCCAAGUUUAGAAACAAUUCCAGCCCAGAAAUCACAGCUAUCCAAAAUACUCUCAUUCUCAUGACCUGUUUCCUUUUCUUUUAUUGGGCAGAUUUCAUUUUCUCCUUCUAUAUAGGGUCAAUCACAACACCUCAUACAACAAUAGUAAAUAUUAAAUUGUUUCUAGAACUUGGUUUUGCCAUUCUCAGCCCAUACGUGCUGAUUAGCAGGGAUAUCCACGUGGUUAAUUGCUGGCAUUGUCACUGA
Molecule: messenger RNA, 903 nt
Organism: Cavia porcellus (domestic guinea pig)
Lineage: Eukaryota; Metazoa; Chordata; Mammalia; Rodentia; Caviidae
Gene: Cavporv1r667
Product: vomeronasal 1 receptor cavPorV1R667
Exons: 1
Coding region: 1-903 (300 amino acids)
Biological process (GO): G protein-coupled receptor signaling pathway
Cellular component (GO): membrane
Molecular function (GO): pheromone receptor activity
Source: RefSeq, marked provisional